AUGCAAAGAUUUUGUUGGGAUCUUGUCAUCAAGCAGACAAAAGCGCCAUACCGGAGGGUCGUUUGGAGAGAUGAGUUCCAGCUUGUGGAAGGUAGGAGGUUAUGUUUGACAGGCGAUCUGCAUCACAACCUGUCGAAGAAGCUGAGGAGUAGUUCCGUAGAUGUUGAGUCGCCACCUGGGGACGAUGAACUGGAUGCUAAUGAAUCAAUAGAAGGGGAAGUGGAUAUAAAAGGAACUGAGCUGAUGGGGCACGAAAGCGAGAUUAUUACUUUUGCCGAAGCUAUAGAUGUUGUUUUGGAGGAAGAGGUACCUGAUGGAGAUGAAGACGAUCAGCCGUCAUUGUUGGAAAAGAGCGCAGAACGAAAAAGUUCACGAGGGAGGCUUCGUGAACACAAUCCUGGCUCUGCUCUUAUACCACGAGGUUGGACUGGAUUGAACCAUGAUUCGGAUGGACCAUGA
Molecule: messenger RNA, 459 nt
Organism: Cylicocyclus nassatus
Lineage: Eukaryota; Metazoa; Nematoda; Chromadorea; Rhabditida; Strongylidae
Source: the annotation of a GenBank genome assembly